AACACCAGAACCUUCCACAUCAAUCGAGACAACUAACGGUACCCCAAGUAGUACAAUUGCUGAAACAACAAUACCUCAAACUUCCACACCAAAAGAAACAAGUAUGGCUACCCAAAGUAGAACAAAAGCUGUAACAACAGCAACACCACAAACUUCCACAACAAUUGAAACAACUACCGCUACCCAAACUACAACUGCUACUGAAACAACCACAAAACCUCAAACUUCCACAACAAUAGAAACAACUAUGGGUACAGCAAGUAGUACAAUAGCUGAAACAUCAAAAUCAGAAACAUCAACAACAGUUGAAACAACUUCGGGUACCCCAAGUAGUACAAUUGCUGAAACAACAAUACCUCAAACUUCCACACCAAAAGAAACAAGUAUGGCUACCCAAAGUAGAACAAAAGCUGUAACAACAGCAACACCACAAACUUCCACAACAAUUGAAACAACUACCGCUACCCAAACUAAAACUGCUACUGAAACAACCACAAAACCUCAAACUUCCACAACAAUAGAAGCAACUAUGGGUACAGCAAGUAGUACAAUAGCUGAAACAUCAAAAUCAGAAACAUCAACAACAGUUGAAACAACUUCGGGUACCCCAAGUAGUACAAUAGCUGAAACAACAAUUAAACCACAAACUUCCAUAACAAUUGAAAAAACUACGGAUACCCAUAGUACAACUGCUGCUGAAACAACCACAAAACCUCAAUUUUCCACAGCAAUAGAAACAACUACUGCUACCCCAAGUAGUACAAUAGCUGCAACAACAACAAAACCGCAGACUUCCAUAGCAAUUCAAACAACUACCGGAACCCCAAGCAGUACAAUAGCUGAAACAACAACACCGGAAACAUCAACAACAAUAGAAAUUACUACAGUUAAUCAAAGUAGUACAAAAGCUGAUGCAACAACAACAACACCUCAAACUUCCACAACAAUAGGAACAACUGCGGGUACCUCAAGUAGUACAAACUCUGAAACAACAAUAACAACACAAACUUCCACAGCAAUUGAAACAACUAAUGCUGCACAACCUACAACUGCUGCUGAAACAACCAAGACACGUCAAAUUUCCACAACAAAAGAAACAAGUACAGAUGCCCAAACUACAACUUCUUUUCAAACAACAAAUCAUGAAACUUCCGCAACCACAGAAAAAACUUUGUCAAUCCAAACUACAACAACAGGCACAACGACAGCAACACCACAAACUUCCACAGCAAUUGAAACAACUACCGGUACCCAAAGUAGUACAAUUGCUGAAACAAUAACAGCAGAAACAUCAACAACGAUAGAAAUAACUUCCUCUACCCAAAGUAGUACAAAAGCUGGAACAACAACACCAGAAACGUCCAUAACAAUUGAAACAACUACCACUACCCAAACUACAAAUGCUGCUGAAACAAUAACAACACCUCAAAUUUCCACAAUAAUAGAAACAACUAUGGGUUCCCAAAGUAGUACAAUAACUGAUGCAGCAACAACAACACCACAAACUUCCACGACAAUUGAAACAACUACAGCUACCCAAACUACAACUUCUGCUGAAACAACAAAACCUGAAACUUCCACAAGCACAGAAAAAACAAUACCUAUCAAAAGCACCACAACAGCUGUAACAACAACAAAACCACAAACUUCCCAAACGAUUGAAACACCUACUGGUGCGCAAAGUAGUACAAUAGCUGAAACAACAAUAGCACCACAAACAUCCACAAGAAUUGAAACAACUACUGGUACCCAAAGUAAAACUGCUGCUGAAACAAGCACAACAACUCAACUAUUCACAACAAUAGAAUCAACUAUGGGUACCCUAAGAAGUACAAUAGGUGAGACAACAACACCCGAAACAUCAGCAACAAUAGAAACAGCUACAGCAACCCAAACUACAACUGCUGAUGAACCAACAACACUACAUCAAAUGUCUACAACAAUAGAAACAACUACGGGUACCCCAAGUUCAGCAAUAGCUGAAACAACAACAUCUGAAACAUCAACAACAAUUGAAGUAACUACCACUACCAAAAGCAGUACCAAAGCUGAAUCAACAACAACACCUCAAACUGCCACAAUGAUAGAAACAAAUACUGGUACCCAAAGUAGUGCAAUAGCUGAAACAACACCAGAAACUUCCACAAUAAUUGAAACAACUACAGCAACCCAUACUACAACUGCUGCUGAAACAAUGACAAUAUCUCAAAUUUCCACAACAAUAGAAACAUCCAAAACUGCCCAAACUUCAACUUCUGCAGAAACAACAAAACCGGAAACUUCCACAAGCAGAGAAGCAACUAUUGCAAUCCAAAGUACAACAACUGCCGAAACGAAAGCAACACCAGAACCUUCCACAUCAAUCGAGACAACUAACGGUACCCCAAGUAGUACAAUUGCUGAAACAACAAUACCUCAAACUUCCACACCAAAAGAAACAAGUAUGGCUACCCAAAGUAGAACAAAAGCUGUAACAACAGCAACACCACAAACUUCCACAACAAUUGAAACAACUACCGCUACCCAAACUACAACUGCUACUGAAACAACCACAAAACCUCAAACUUCCACAACAAUAGAAACAACUAUGGGUACAGCAAGUAGUACAAUAGCUGAAACAUCAAAAUCAGAAACAUCAACAACAGUUGAAACAACUUCGGGUACCCCAAGUAGUACAAUUGCUGAAACAACAAUACCUCAAACUUCCACACCAAAAGAAACAAGUAUGGCUACCCAAAGUAGAACAAAAGCUGUAACAACAGCAACACCACAAACUUCCACAACAAUUGAAACAACUACCGCUACCCAAACUAAAACUGCUACUGAAACAACCACAAAACCUCAAACUUCCACAACAAUAGAAGCAACUAUGGGUACAGCAAGUAGUACAAUAGCUGAAACAUCAAAAUCAGAAACAUCAACAACAGUAACAACUUCGGGUACCCCAAGUAGUACAAUAGCUGAAACAACAAUUAAACCACAAACUUCCAUAACAAUUGAAAAAACUACGGAUACCCAUAGUACAACUGCUGCUGAAACAACCACAAAACCUCAAUUUUCCACAGCAAUAGAAACAACUACUGCUACCCCAAGUAGUACAAUAGCUGCAACAACAACAAAACCGCAGACUUCCAUAGCAAUUCAAACAACUACCGGAACCCCAAGCAGUACAAUAGCUGAAACAACAACACCGGAAACAUCAACAACAAUAGAAAUUACUACAGUUAAUCAAAGUAGUACAAAAGCUGAUGCAACAACAACAACACCUCAAACUUCCACAACAAUAGGAACAACUGCGGGUACCUCAAGUAGUACAAACUCUGAAACAACAAUAACAACACAAACUUCCACAGCAAUUGAAACAACUAAUGCUGCACAACCUACAACUGCUGCUGAAACAACCAAGACACGUCAAAUUUCCACAACAAAAGAAACAAGUACAGAUGCCCAAACUACAACUUCUUUUCAAACAACAAAUCAUGAAACUUCCGCAACCACAGAAAAACUUUGUCAAUCCAAACUACAACAACAGGCACAACGACAGCAACACCACAAAAACUUCCACAGCAAUUGA
This is a messenger RNA of Polypterus senegalus (gray bichir), 3574 nucleotides long. Its product is annotated as mucin-2-like. The record is from RefSeq and is a predicted model, not a curated record. The transcript has a single exon. The coding region runs from base 104 to 3574 and encodes 1156 amino acids. Lineage: Eukaryota; Metazoa; Chordata; Cladistia; Polypteriformes; Polypteridae.